Messenger RNA from Cucurbita maxima (winter squash), 4862 nucleotides. Its product is annotated as pentatricopeptide repeat-containing protein At2g38420, mitochondrial. NCBI's taxonomy places the organism in Eukaryota, Viridiplantae, Streptophyta, Magnoliopsida, Cucurbitales, Cucurbitaceae. Bases 58 to 1545 code for a protein of 495 amino acids. The record is from RefSeq and is a predicted model, not a curated record. Gene Ontology annotation, molecular function: protein binding. The transcript is spliced from 3 exons.
UUGUUAGUAAGAUUUGUAUGCUUUGUGAGCUGUGUCCACUUUCCUGUUUGUUCGAGAAUGGAAAGCAUCAGAGUUGUGAAGAGGAGCGACCACUUCCUCAGAAAACACAGGAAGUGGCCAUUUUCACCCUUCAAAACCAAAUGGCAUCAAACAUUCAAUCAGGAUGAAGCUUUGCGAGCCAUAAAACAAGCUGCAAAUUCGCCGAAACAACCCAAUUCCGACGAACCCUACCUUCUUUCGGUUCUUAUAAGCUCCUUCAGAGCCUAUUGCUGCGACCCAACCCCCAAUGCCUACCACUUCGUCCUCAAAACCCUUGCUCGAAGCUCCCAGUUCCACUACAUUGCCGCUGUUCUCGAUCGUCUCGAACGCGUCGAGAAAUUUGAAACCCCAGAGUCAAUUUUUGUCGACCUCCUCAAAGUUUACGGACGAGUCAACCGAAUUCAAGAUGCCAUCACUCUUUUCCGUAGGAUUCCCAUGUUUAGGUGCGUUCCUUCUGCGCUCUCACUCAACUCUUUACUUUUCCUGCUCUGUAGAAAUGGCGAAGGUCUUCGAAUAGUUCCUGAGAUCAUAUUGAGUAGCCAGACUAUGGGUAUUAGGCUUGAAGAGUCCACUUUCCGGAUACUAAUUACCGCGUUAUGUAAAAUUUAUAAAGUUGGGCAUGCAAUGGAGCUUUUCAAUUAUAUGAUAACUGAAGGGUAUGGUCUAAACCCUGGAAUCUGCUCUUUGAUAUUGGCAUCGCUAUGUGAGCAUAAGAAAUCCACUGGUAAUGUGGUUCUUAUCUUUCUGGAACAAAUGAGGCUAAAAGGAUUCUGUCCCCUUGUUGUGGAUUAUUCUAAUGUAAUUAAGUUCUUGGUUAGGAGAGGGUUGAGUUCAGACGCUCUUGAUCUGUUGAAUAAAAUGAAGGCCGAUGGUUUCAAGCCUGACAUUGUUUGUUAUACUAUGGUCUUGAAUGGGGUGAUUGCGGAUGGGGAUUAUAAGAUGGCAGAUGAACUGUUUGAUGAAUUGCUUCUCUUUGGUUUAGUUCCUGAUAUUUAUACAUACAACGUGUACAUACAUGGAUUAUGCAAACAAGGCAAUUGGGAAGCAGGGAUUCAAAUGAUUUUGCAUAUGGAGGAAUUGGGGUGCAAACCUGAUGUGAUCACUUACAAUAUUCUCUUGGAAUGUUUGUGUAAAAUCGGUGAACUUGAUGAGGCAAGGAAGCUUCGAGGUAACAUGCAACUAAAGGGUCUGGCAAACAACGUGCGGACUUUUAGGAUUAUGAUCAGUGGGUUAUUUCAUAACGGUGAUGUAAUUGAAGCUUGUAUCCUAUUGGAGGAAAUGCUAGUAAGUCGUUUCCCUCCUCAGAUCUCAACUUUUGGUGAGAUACUUUCUUGGUUGUGCAAAAGGGACAUGGUAGGCAAAGCACUUGAGCUGCUCACGUUAAUGGUUGGCAUGAACUUUUCCCCUGGUCCUAAGGCUUGGGAAACACUGCUCCUGAGCUCUGAAAGUGAAUUAACUCCUGUUAAGAGCCUUGAAACUACUUUAGAAGAUUUAGGAGGCAUCUGAACAAGCUCAACCCCCGCAGAUUUUGGAGUCCUUAAUCUAUACAAGUCCUCAAGGCUACGCUGCUACGCUUGAACUGAUCUUCAUUUUGUUCUUUAAUGGACUAGCCUUUGUUUCACCCUACUCUCAAUAAGGUGAGGGCAACAGGGGUCAAAAGAGAUUCUCCAGUGAUGUUUGAUCCCUUGUUAGAUUCUUUGUUACUCGUUGGGUCUCGGUGACAAGGUAUUGCAAUGACAACUUCGUUUGAGCUAACUGCUGGUGUUGUGGUAAAAGGAGAGCAGCACCCUUCAACUUCAGGGGCUGGUUAAAGCUUACUUAUUCUGAUGGCGUAACUGUAAGUGGAUGCUUAAUCAAUGCUUACUUUUUUAUCGAGCCAAAUUAUAAAUUUUCAUUUUCAUAGCACGUAAUGCACUUUUUAACUUUCCCCAUAUUUUUUGUUAUCAAAGAUGAUCCACUCGAGCAUUAUUUAUUAAUGUUUUUUCACAAUACUUUGCUCUACUGUAAGGAUGGCAUAUUUAAUCCUACGCUGUCUAUAUAGUGGAAACUUUCGCUAGCUUGGCAAGAAAAUGAGCAUGUUAUCUGAUCCUAAUUGAUUAGUCUGCUUUAAAGUAUAUUAAGUGAUAUGGAUCUACGAACCCAAGCUAAUACAAUCCUGCUAUCAUGUCGUUGUCGACUGGCACAGAUGAGAUGAGUGUCAUUCUGGAAUCUUCUAGUUAGUGGUUGUUUUCAAUUAGAUAUAUCAUAUAUUUAGUAUGAAAGAGCGGUGGGGAGUGAUGAGGAUGUUCUACCAUUUUAGUUCAGAUAAAUAAGGAUCAAACUUAUCUGAUCCUGCAUGCGGUCAAGGUCAAUCUCAAGUUUUUCGUCUUUGAUAUGGCCACAGGACUUCAUUUUCCUUGUAUUCUUCUACAAGAAAUAGUUGAUUGUUUUUGAACCAAAGGCCGGUUGCUAAUGAAUUUGAACUUUUGAAAGUGCCUAGAUAUUAGAUCAGAUCAGCUAAAGUUCCUUUGGGUUAUUGGGUCUACAUGCGUGCAAGAAAGUUGAACUUAGAACUUUCUAGUGGGAGUUAAGUAAAUUGGAUCUCCUACCUCAUUAGGGAGUCCCUGGGAAUGGAUUCUUUUUCCUUGUAAAAAGAAUUGGUGUGAAGAAUGGUCAGCUUUCAAAUUUGGGCUGAAAAGGGGGAUUUUAAAGGUUAAACCUUAUGUAGGAUAAUGUUUUUGUACAAGCAGUUGGGUUCUCUUCAGGAAUAGUGUCAAACACCUGAUCUCUACUUCUUGUAAUAACGUUUUUCAAAAAACCAUGAAAAAUGUAUUUGACAAGUAAAUGUUUUGUGUGAAGUUGGUUUUAGAAAGGCCUUAAUUUUGGAAUAAUUUUAUUGUUUACAGAAAUGACAAAGACGCAAAUGGAUAGCAGGAAUAGUUGCAUUGUAACUUUGAACAGUAUCGAAUCCUCUUUUUAAACACAACUGCAUAAAAAACUUCUGAAAAUAGUUCCACAUGGAAAUCACUCAAAACCAUAUCUUAAGUUGAUUCUACGUAGCUUUUAGUUGGUUUGGUAAGAAAACGAAAAAGAAGUGAGAAAGCUUUUUUAGUUGGUACCAAUAGGAUGAGAAGAAACUUUUUUAUUUUUAUUUUUCUUGAGGGCAGCUCCUAGUUGAAUCUCAAUCCCCAUCUACUUUUGACGAUCUCUGGAGUUCCACUAAUGGAAGUUGGAAGCUGUUGUGGAAUUAAAAUAUAUAUUCGAACGAACCUUACAUAAUCCUAACAUAUUGGUAACUAGAAAAACAAGAAAUCUAGGAUUUCUCUAUUUAAUAUUCUAAGGCCCUACACAGUUGGCUACACUAGAAGGGUGGGAUGUCUUUAUUCCUAGUGGCUCAACACAAGUCAUUACAUGAAAAGAAAAAAUGAAAAAAAAAACAUAAACGAAAGUGAACCAAAAAACUUUCAAACUAUCUUAUCUUCGGAAAGAGAGAUCUCCACAAGGAUUUGAUAAUGAUAAUACUCAUAUAGUUGCCAACUUUUCAAUUUUGAAUUUGCUCAAAAGCCAUUUGACUUUUUGUGCUCACACUUUCGUCAAGCUCACAUUUCCAAGUAUAUGAUGUCGAUACAACUUAUGUUAAUGUCAGGCUAUUAAUUAAUCACAAAUAAGAGUUACGUCUAUUUAUAUUUUUACCUUAACAAUUGUCGUUGACCUCUCUUCUGCUUGCAUUGCUCCUUUUUACUUUGAUAUAGUGAACUUUGGCUUUAUUGUUGGGAUAACUGUUUCAGUGUAUGUCUACUGUGGAUAUCAAGUGGAUUAAUUCCACAUCUAUUUUGAUUGAUGGAUGGCAGAUUUGAUUUGAAAUCAGUCAAUUUAUUUCACUUAUUGUGAAUUAAGUGAAUGAGUGUUUGAGUUUUUGAAGAUUGGUUAUAAUUUACUGUAGACAACCAACCUCGGAGAACCUCUGACUGCACGAGGUCCAUAGCACUUGCUGCUUAAACUCAACUGCCAAGAACAGCUAUCCUACUUUGAAUAGCUUACUACUAGCUAUUUAGCUAUUAGGUUCAGAACCAGUGACGAGGGGAGGAGAAUCUAGCUGUGGUUCUUUGGUUGCAGCACCAUCAUGCCGAACUACCUGUUUUCCUCUUGGAAAGAGUGCAUUCCUUGGAAAAACUUAUCGUACAUGUACUACUUUGAAGCAUCAUAUUUACAAACAUUCUUUUAACACUAGUAGACUUCACGUCAUUUUGUUAAAAAUGUUGAAAUGAUGUGAAGAUAGUAUCCAUAGUCCUGAAAUCCCUCAUGCCCCCUUCAUUAUUCUUGAAUUCAUAAAUUGUGCAACUCUCAAGGGAAUGUUUCUAUUUGAUUGGGUUUAAAAAGUGUGUUGUUGUUUUCCUUUUAUUAUCUCCAUGGAAGGAGAGGAGUGCGACAGAGUGCAUUAAGAGGUGCUCACAUGUUAAACGAGAGGGGCGCCCCAUGCGGAAUAAGUUAAAAAAAAGAGACGCCGAAAGUCCAUUGGGAGUUAUUUUGAGCGCAUGACUGUGAAGAUGUUGGGUUAGAAAAUGGGAUUGCGUCAACAACUUGUAGCUUCUGUUUUUGUAUACAUCACUUUCAUGAAAUUUUUAACUUGAAUCACAAAGUAGAUGUUUGGAAAAGAAGGGAUUCCUCCUGAAUGAGUCAAAGUUUGUCGUGGCGCGAAUCUAGAAGUUUGUGGAUCUGUCAUAACAUAAGCAAUCGUGGCAACGCAAAGCUCGAAGUAAGGAAGCCGAGAACUUUGUUAUCCCAAUUAUCUACUCCCACUUUGUCUCUCUUCAUUGGGAAAUGACAAAAUGUGGAGGAUCCUU